Molecule: messenger RNA, 738 nt
Organism: Thecamonas trahens ATCC 50062
Lineage: Eukaryota; Apusomonadida; Apusomonadidae
Product: vesicle-associated membrane protein-associated protein A
Exons: 2
Coding region: 1-738 (245 amino acids)
Biological process (GO): endoplasmic reticulum membrane organization
Cellular component (GO): plasma membrane; endoplasmic reticulum membrane
Source: RefSeq, a predicted model, not a curated record
AUGUCGUCCAAGGCCAAGCACCUGAACGUCUCCCCUCGUGAGCUGCGGUUCGAGGUCACGUCGACUCGGCCGUCGACGCAGACACUGACUCUGAAGAACAUUCACAGCGAGGAUGUGGUGUUCAAGAUCAAGACAACAGCACCCAAGCGGUACUGUGUGCGGCCCAACUCGGGCACCAUCGCCCAGGGCUCGACGGUCUCCGUGGAGGUCACCCUCCAGCCUGACAAGUCGAGCAACGACAAGGUGAACGUGGACAAGUUCCUCAUCCAGUCUGUGCCGAUCGAGGCCGGGAUGGACGUGUCGGAUGUGUCCAAGGUCAUUUCGGCCAACAAGAGCAAGGUCGGCGAGCUCAAGCUCAAGUCGCACUUCUCGUUCAUCACGUCGUCGAUUGCGGAGCGGUCGAAGAAGGUCUCGCGGUCGGGCGGAGCGUCUGACGGGACAGCAAAUGCCCUCCAAAAAGAGCGCAACGAGUAUCGCGAGCAGCUCACCCGACUCAACUUUGAGCUGCAGAAGACAAAGGCCGAGCUGGAGAAUGUGCGGUCGUCUGGCGGCUCGGAGCUCCGCAACCGGUUCAACUCGAAGACUGCGACGGCCGACAACGUGGCCACGGUCUCGUCGUCCAAGACUAGCAAGGCAUCGGGCCACUCGACGCUCUUCCUGCUCCUUGCCGCCACCGUUGCCUUUGCCAUGGGCUUCUACACCCACAUGCACCUCUUCCCCGAGGUCGAUGCCCAAUAA